UAACGUUCCUUUGCAAUUUGCUACCUUCUUCAUUUGAACCCGCAUGCCACGCUUCUCCCACUGAGCUCGCUCGCCCUCUUUCAUUUCAUGGCGACGAUCUCUCUUCCUCCUUCGCACAACCUCCUCCUCCUCUCCCUCUUACUCCUAGUGGCUGAUGUCGCUUCGAAGCCAUUGCAGCGCCAAACUCUGGUCCUCACCUCUCUCACAAAUCCAGCUGCCCUCCUCCCAGAAGACGACUCCGCCGAAACCCUUGCCACGGCCGUGGACUUCGAGGCGACUCGCUCUCCCUCCUCCCUCCACGCUGGUCUCUCCCACCGAGAUUCUCUUCUCGCCGCCACUGACGCCUCCCCGGAGCAGAUCUUCCGCCUCCGCCUCGACCGCGACGCCGCUCGGAUUGAAACCCUCCGGCGGACUCUCGCGGCCGCUGAUCCGCCGCCUCCCAAAGCCGUUGCCAACGAAACUGGCCGGAGAGGUUUUGGAAGUACGGUGGUUUCCGGCCUCGCCCUGGGCAGCGGCGAGUACUUCGCCAGGAUCGGGAUCGGCAUGCCGCCGAGGUACGCCUACAUGGUGCUCGACACCGGUAGCGACGUCGUCUGGCUCCAGUGCGCCCCGUGCCGGAGCUGCUACUCCCAAUCCGAUCCCAUCUUUGACCCUCGAACCUCCCACACUUACGCCGCCGUUCCCUGCGGCGCCUCGUUGUGCCGCCGCUUGGAUGAAGCCGGAUGCGACACGAGCCGAAAUGCCUGCCAAUACCAGGUCUCCUACGGCGACGGAUCCCUUACUACAGGUGAGUUCUCGACCGAGACGCUUACCUUCCGGCGAAGCAUUAGGGUCCCGCGCGUCGCCCUAGGCUGUGGCCACGACAAUGAGGGCCUCUUCGUCGCCGCUGCGGGUCUCCUCGGCCUCGGCCGGGGAAGUCUUUCCUUUCCGUCUCAAGCAGGGCGAAGGUUCGGCCGCGUGUUUUCCUACUGCCUGGUGGAUCGCACUUCCGCCGGUUAUCCGAAUCGUUCGUCCUCGGUGGUGUUCGGUGACUCGGCCGUGCCGAGGGCCUCCUCGCGGGUUGCCUACACUCCCAUGCUGCGGAACCCCAAGUUGGACACCUUCUACUAUAUCGAACUCACGGGAGUAAGCGUGGGCGGCGCUUCCGUGCCCGGAGUCGUGGCGUCCGACCUCCGACUAGACCCAUCAACCGGAAGGGGAGGCGUCAUCGUGGACUCAGGAACGUCAGUGACGCGGCUGGCCCGGCCGGCGUACGAGGCGCUGCGCGACGCUUUCAGGGCUGGGACGAUGGACCUUAAGCUGGCACCAGGUGGCUUCUCACUCUUCGACACAUGCUACGACCUCACCGGCCAGAUGGAAGUGCAGGUGCCGACGGUGGUGCUCCACCUCGCCGGCGGCUCGGCUGUGUCGCUUCCGGCGUCGAACUACCUCAUCCCGGUGGACACCAAGGGCACGUUCUGCUUCGCAUUCGCAGGGGCGGACAGCGGCGUGUCCAUCAUCGGCAACAUACAGCAGCAAGGGUACCGGGUGGUGUUCGACGGCCAAAGGUCGAAAGUGGGACUCAUGCCUGGUGGAUGUUGACUAAUCUAAUACAUAAAAAAUUAGAUAAUUAUUUCAUAUUAUGUGAUUUUUUUGGUGUACAAGCUUUUACUCCACCCAAACUUUCACCUUUAUGUACUUUCUACCUGAUUAGCCGUUGGGCACGAUCUGCAAGUGGCGGCCACCCGUGAACUGUGAUUUGUUCACCACUUGUGUGUCUCUUGUUUCAUGGUCAACUUGAGUUUACAUGUGUC
Zingiber officinale is the source of this 1793-nucleotide messenger RNA. Its product is annotated as aspartyl protease family protein 2-like. The coding region runs from base 88 to 1581 and encodes 497 amino acids. The transcript has a single exon. Gene Ontology annotation, biological process: proteolysis. The record is from RefSeq and is a predicted model, not a curated record. Gene Ontology annotation, molecular function: aspartic-type endopeptidase activity. NCBI's taxonomy places the organism in Eukaryota, Viridiplantae, Streptophyta, Magnoliopsida, Zingiberales, Zingiberaceae.